Molecule: messenger RNA, 1029 nt
Organism: Elephantulus edwardii (Cape elephant shrew)
Lineage: Eukaryota; Metazoa; Chordata; Mammalia; Macroscelidea; Macroscelididae
Product: trace amine-associated receptor 6-like
Exons: 1
Coding region: 1-1029 (342 amino acids)
Biological process (GO): G protein-coupled receptor signaling pathway
Cellular component (GO): membrane
Molecular function (GO): trace-amine receptor activity
Source: RefSeq, a predicted model, not a curated record
AUGAGCAGCAGCGCGCCCCCAGUGCAGCUCUGCUAUGAGAACGUGAGCGGAUCCUGUGUCAAAUCUCCUUACUCGCCUGCGCCCCGCGUGAUGCUAUAUGUGGUGUUUGGCUGUGGCGCUGUGCUGGCCAUGUUUGGAAAUCUCCUGGUGAUGAUUUCAAUCCUGCAUUUCAAGCAGCUGCACUCUCCCACCAAUUUCCUGGUCGCCUCCCUGGCCUGCACUGACUUUCUGGUGGGGGUGACAGUGAUGCCCUUCAGCAUGGUCAGAGCAGUGGAGAGCUGCUGGUACUUUGGGGAGACCUUUUGUACUUUUCACACGUGCUGCGAUACAGCCUUUUGCUACUCUUCUCUCUUCCACUUGUGCUUCAUCUCCAUCGACAGGUUCAUCGCUGUUACUGACCCUCUGGUCUACCCUACCAAGUUCACGGUGUCUGUGUCAGGAUUCUGCAUCAGCAUCUCCUGGAUCCUGCCCAUCGUCUAUAGCGGAGCCGUGUUCUCCACAGGAGCCAAUGAUGAUGGGCUGGAGGAAUUAUCUAGUGCCUUAAACUGCGUGGGUGGUUGUCAGGUAGUUGUAAACCAAAGCUGGGUCUUGAUAGAUUUCCUAUCCUUUUUUAUACCUACUCUUGUUAUGAUAAUUCUCUACAGUCAUAUUUUUGUUGUGGCAAGACAACAGGCUAAAAAGAUUGAGACUACUAGCAGCAAACCAGAGUCAUCAUCAGAGAGUUACAAAGCCAGAGUAGCCAAGAGAGAGAGAAAAGCAGCUAAGACCCUGGGAAUCACAGUGGUCGCAUUUAUGAUUUCAUGGUUACCAUACAGCAUAGACUCAUUAAUUGAUGCCUAUAUGGGCUUCAUAACUCCUGCGUACAUUUAUGAGAUUUGCUGCUGGGCAGCUUAUUAUAACUCAGCCAUGAAUCCUCUGAUUUAUGCUCUCUUUUACCCAUGGUUUAGGAAAGCUAUAAAAGUGAUUGUGAGUGGUCAAGUUUUUAAAGAGGGUUCUGCAACCAUGAAUUUGUUUGUUGAACAUAUGUGA